This is a messenger RNA of Oryctolagus cuniculus (rabbit), 1218 nucleotides long. RefSeq names its product cytochrome c oxidase copper chaperone COX17 (gene COX17). Gene Ontology annotation, biological process: mitochondrial respiratory chain complex IV assembly. Gene Ontology annotation, cellular component: mitochondrial intermembrane space. The record is from RefSeq and is a predicted model, not a curated record. Gene Ontology annotation, molecular function: copper chaperone activity; copper ion binding. NCBI's taxonomy places the organism in Eukaryota, Metazoa, Chordata, Mammalia, Lagomorpha, Leporidae.
GGACUUCCUGUCCUGUUUAGAGCGACCGCGGAAGUGACUGCGGACGAAUCGGCUCUGCAGAGGCUGCGAGUUUAGGGUGUCUGCGUUUUAGCUGCUUUCGGCGAGAAAGAUGCCGGGUCUGGCGGCCGCAAGCCCUUCCCCGUCUGAGCCUCAGGAGAAGAAGCCGCUGAAGCCCUGCUGCGCCUGCCCGGAGACCAAGAAGGCGCGCGAUGCGUGCAUCAUCGAGAAAGGAGAAGAGCACUGUGGACAUCUAAUUGAGGCCCACAAGGAAUGCAUGAGAGCCCUGGGAUUUAAGAUAUAAACGGUGAUCUGCUCUGUGAAUGAAUAAUCCCUGAAGAAUGAAGAAUAAAUAAUUUUGGGAGUUCCUUAGUGAGCUUUAGAAAAAGUAUUUAUAAUUUAUUAAAAAAAGGAAAAUAUAAAAAAUCUUCAGGUGUGUUUCUUUUUGUGUACCUCACAUGCUCAUAUUGCUGUUUGAUGUGUGUGUGUCUUAAGGCAUAUAGCAGCAAAUCUUCUAACAUGAGUUUCUUAUGUUCUUGUUACUGUGUCAUUCUGGAAACUUUGGAUGUUUGUGGUGGAGAGAAACCGGAGGCAGGUCUCACCUGAUGAAACCUCCACAAUUAGGUGCAUGGAAGUAGGAAUAAAUAACCCUCUACCAAUUGAGAAUGAAUGUGCUGGCCAUAUCAUCUAAUUCAAGACUCACAUUUUGUUUUUCAUGUUUAGUUUUCAUAAGGGAAAGAACUAGACAAGACUGUCUUGAAUUUUGAAGCCAUUUUUUUUAAAACUAGUUUUGUCAUUUUGAAAAUUUUGUUUAGAUUUUGGACCAGAGUAGGGUGAUUUGGCUUAGAAGACCUUAGCUGUUUGUGUAACUAAUCUGUAUAUAGCUAGUUACGCUUUAGGAUAGACCAGAUUGUAAGUUUAGUGCCUGGAGGACAAAUAGUUGAAGUUAGAGGCUGGAUUUAUUCCAGUAAUUAAUUAAGUAGCUCAUGCUAUCCUAUAAUGAUACCUGGUGGGACAGAGUGCAGUUCUUUUAGUGUGGGAAGUAACCUUGUGGUCUUCUUAGUUGCUUAUGGUCUAAUGAAACAGUUGAUCCUAUUGUGCCUUUAAGUACACUGAAUUUAAAAUCCCAAGGACAAAAGUUACUGAGGAUGUAUACUGUUCAUGUGUUAUUGUAUGAUGGGAAAAUUGCCUUCUCUAUAAAAUAAAAGCUGAAUUAAAUGA